AUGGUCGCUUCGCACCCAUGGUCACGAGAAUUGGAAUAUCAAGCGAAUGGAUGGUCUGCUCUUGGUCGCGUUAUUGGUAGUGAUACGGAGACUCCGAUGCGAUGGUUGCAUUUUACGAUUCUACAACUGUCUCUACUUCCGUCUGGUAGCGCCAUGCUUUUGCUAGUGGCUUUAUUACUAGUAGUUCUGCAGCGCGAAGUAGUCGAUCUUCAACAAGCGCUUCAGUUUGACAGAGCAGAUUUGUCGUCUCUGAAGAAGAAGGCACGCGGAAGGGCAAUGAAGUUGACUGAACGUGAGUCUUUAUGA
Messenger RNA from Paraglomus brasilianum, 306 nucleotides. The record is from the annotation of a GenBank genome assembly. NCBI's taxonomy places the organism in Eukaryota, Fungi, Glomeromycota, Glomeromycetes, Paraglomerales, Paraglomeraceae.